This is a messenger RNA of Rhopilema esculentum, 3004 nucleotides long. RefSeq lists its product as uncharacterized. The record is from RefSeq and is a predicted model, not a curated record. Lineage: Eukaryota; Metazoa; Cnidaria; Scyphozoa; Rhizostomeae; Rhizostomatidae.
AUAAAAGGACUUUUUGACAACGAUGGAAAUUGUGUGCUUGCUGGAAGAAGCACCGGAUUAAGGUGGUGGCUAUUGGCGCUGAGGCAUUAGGUCCAUUCUUUGAAUAGGCCCAGAUGAAAAGAGACGAGGAUAUUUCUGAAGCUGAAUUAAAGCUUAAUCCGGCAUUGACUUGACUGGACAAUCUUUUUAAGAGUAAUGAACAUGAAUCAAAUUUCACGAGCUAUAAUUUGUAGAAUAAUUCGAGCCUUUUUUGUAACGGAGUUUCAUUGUAAUUUUCUCCUGUAGACAUGGGGAACUUAAAUUCGAUGGGAAUAAAAAAUUCCAUCUGUUUUAGCAAUAUCAGAGUCUGUUGGUUAAACCUUCCUCUACCUUGAACAAAGAGAAACGUUUGGUUUUUUUGGGCAACUUUAUUGUAUUUUUCAGGACGUUUCACAAUAUUGCGUUCCUGUUUUGCGCUCAUCGGUUUCCGCUACGUUGAUGUUAUAAAGAAAAUUCUCUUGCUGUUUUGUUCCCUGUGAAGUCGUUAUUAAGACUUGCUCCUCAUCAUCGUUGUCAUAACUAGACUUAAUAGGGUGAUAAACUGGGUACAAUCAAUUACAUGUGGGGUAACUUCGUUUUGUUAUCUGACACGUAUGUGUUUAGAGCAUACUUAAUAGCAGCCGAAUAUACCUUAUUACUUUUUUAUCGACAUCAAAGUGAUGUUAUUGCUUCCUUGAGGGCUACAAGCAAAUAAAUACCAAAGUACAAAUUGUCUUAAUCAUUUUACAACGACCUAUAUACCAGCAAGACCGACCUAUAUACCAGCAACACCAACCUCGCGAAAUGAAGAAAAUAAUUAGAUGUGCUUGCUCCUCUGUUCUGUUUGCUGUGUUACUCUUAAAGCUAGGGAAUGGCGUGGAUUGUCGAAAAGAAGAAUCUGCUGGUGGCAAUGAAAACAAGACGAUAAAACUGCCAACGCUUGGUGUUGGUGUGCUUGAUAUUAAAUCAGAAAUAGAACAAGAAAAUGCAUUGGUUAUGGCCUUGGAUGCGGGGUACCGAAUGAUCGAUAUAUGGGAAGGGGAAGAAGUUCAAAUAAAAAAUGCAAUUUUGAGGACGAAGGUGCCACGAGAGGAGGUGUUUAUUGUUGUUAAGUUGAGCCCCCCAGAAACCCUCGACCAACUUUACGACACAGGUGAGGCCGUGGAAAACAUUCUGAAACGGCUGGAGACAAGCUACGUUGAUUUGCUGUUGAUGAAUUACGCUGAUUUCAACAACCAGCAUUUGCGAAGAUGGAGGGCUAUGAUUUCUCUGAAAAACAGAGGAAAAGCAAAAUUAAUUGGUGUUUCAAACUUCAACUUUGAGCAGGUGUCAUCACUCGGCAGCGCCACUGCCAUAUUGCCAUCAGUUGUUCAGUUAGAGAUCAACCCAUUUUUCCAGCAAGAUGAGUUGGUUAAAAAUCUCACUGCAAAAGGCAUAAAGAUCCAGGCAUAUUCACCUCUCGCAAAUGGUCACAAACUCGAAGACACGAAGCUGAAAGAAAUAGCGAAAAAAUACGAUGCUACAACGGCUCAGGUUCUCAUUCAAUGGUGUAUUCAAAAAGGGUAUUCGUGCAUUACAAAGUCUACCAAGAAGCUGCAUCUCGAGGAUAAUAUCAACUUAGAGGAUUUCAGUCUCGAAGAUGAAGACAUGAAGAAAUUAGAUGCUUUGGAGGAAGGUUUUGUCACGAACUAUGACCCAAAUGAUCCUCGUUUUUAUGAAAAGUCAUUUUAUCAAGCAAGAGAAACUGAAUCUGGAACUAGGACAGGUCGUCGUGGCGACGAUUUGGAUGACGAGCAGUUGACAGAUGAAAACUAUCAUUUCGAUGGAGAAGAUCGUUCUGCAGCUUCUGUAGGUGAAGACGUACCGGGCAGUGGCGAACAUGGUAACCAACAAUCGAAACAAAGCCAGAGCAGCAUAGAAUUGGAGGAGGAAGUAUCAGGAAAACGUGGCCUGAAAGGUGAAACAUCGAGAAUACCAUCAAGUGAGACGAGUAGAGCCGGACCAGGAAUAAGUGGAGGGGAUCGCGUGAAGCACCGAGAUGAAUUUUGAACAAAGACAUUUGAUAUUAACUGUAGUUCGUUUACAAAGAAAUUUGAUAUUAACUGUAGUAUGUCAUUCCUAAAUGGAAUAAGGGCUAUCUCUCUGUGUUGCUGCUUGUGAAAUUUAAGCAUUGUAGAACUACCCAGAAGGAUCUCUUGUGUAUCCUUUAAAUGUAGGAAACAUUAUAAAGAGAGAACUCGUUGGCACAAUGACCCAGAGGUCAGAAAAUGUCUCAGCCUUCCUCCUGACAACAUUUCGUCCCAUUUACCUUCCUCGGAAAUUUCCUCAUACCUUUUCAAUAGAAGUUCCAUAUAAAUGCAAUUUAAGUAAAGUCAUCUUUAGUCUGGUCUUUAAAAUUGGUCAAGAAAAAAGAAAAGUUGAAGCACAACUGUAAAUCCCUCUCUUAUGUAUUUUUGUCAAGUUAUGGCAUUGGCCUUCCUCAAAGCUCCUACGCUGUUUCAUAACCUUUCUCCGGCUAACAGCCGUGGAGCCGCAAUCUUUUCUGGAUUCUGCACUGACCACACCAUUUCAAUAUAGAGAGUAUGUUUAAAGUAUUCAGUGGUUGGAAAACAGUUAUGUAUUCAAACAUUAGCAAGUCAUAUUUCAUACUAAUCAACAACGAAAACCAAUCUGCAUUCUACUAAAUGGAUCUUCUUUGUUUAUACUGAUCAACAACUACAUCGUUGUCUUUUUCGUGAGGAAACAAAAUAUUGCGUAGAAAAUGAAAUAGGAAAAAAAAUCUUACCUGCAAUUCCUGUAAAGAAAACAUUUUAAAUGAACGAAUACGUCAAUGUAGAGAAUAAUAGAGAACACUUGAACACUAACCUCUAGCUGGAGCAGAGAACACUAGCCUAGCUGGAGCAGAGAUAAAUGUACAGUAAACACCUGCGUAUAAGAACCAAACAAAAUAAGGACCAAUAGUUAAUAGAUAUUCAAACUACAGGCU